Molecule: messenger RNA, 606 nt
Organism: Oikopleura dioica
Lineage: Eukaryota; Metazoa; Chordata; Appendicularia; Copelata; Oikopleuridae
Source: the annotation of a GenBank genome assembly
AUGAACGAGGUGGAGCAUCAUUAUGACGAAUGCCCGAGCGACUCGCCGGAGAAACAAAAGCCAAAACUCGGCCGCAAAAUCUCCCGCGUCCUGUCGAUCUUCCGUAAAGAGCCCAAAUCUCUUUCAAAGGAGCCCGUUUACGAAGAGCUGCACGAAGUACACGAUGGAUCGGAGAUUUCCGCGCCACAGUAUUCGAUCAGUACGAUGGGAAGACUUGACAGUGGCAUCUCGUCAGGGUCAGAUCUGCUUGAGCCCAGCUUUGCCGAAGUUUUGAGGAAUGGAGCGCCUUUUCCGCAAGUUGUUGCGCCGAAUGGUUGGUGGGUCAGAGGUUUUCGCCACCGAGCCCCUACCCUCUUCCUUCCCGUCGAAGAACUCAAACCCGUCGACAUCGCCUACAUCGAUACAUCCGUCAAAAUCGACAAGAAAACACUAUUUUACCGAGAAGAAUUCAUCGGAAAAGAACAUCUCAAUCUGGUCGGCUACAGUAGACUCUGGGGACCGCUUGUGCUUUCGAUAAAGGAUAGAUUCUUAAAUUUAUUUCACGAUAAAGCUUUUGGUGCUUUGAAGGUUCUUACGUCAGUUUUAUAUAAAAAUGGGCGUUUUUAA